Messenger RNA from Carica papaya (papaya), 627 nucleotides. NCBI's taxonomy places the organism in Eukaryota, Viridiplantae, Streptophyta, Magnoliopsida, Brassicales, Caricaceae. The record is from RefSeq and is a predicted model, not a curated record.
AUGGCUAGAGAGCAAUCAAAUGAUUCCCAAAACCUGUUCUUCCUUCACAGUGCUGACCAUCCCGGUUUGGUCUUAGUAUCCAACCUUCUCAAUGGCAAUAAUUACAACACAUGUGAGAGAGCAAUCAGAAUAGCAUUGAACGCCAAAAAUAAAUUGGGUUUCAUAGACGGAACCUACGAUCAACCGAGCAACACUGAUUCCACUGUCGCAGCUUGGUCACGUUGUAAUAGCAUGCAUAGGAAUGCACCGCGUAUAUACCAACUGAAACAGAGCAUGAAUAACCUUGCUCAAGGGUCAUUCAGCAUCCACAUCUAUUAUACGCGGAUGAAAACAAUCUGGGACGAACUCAAAACUUACCAACCAGCUCCAACCUGUCAUUGUGGAAACAUGAAGGCAUGGAAUGAUUAUCAGGAGCAGGAGUCUGUCAUGACUUUUUUAAUGGGUUUGAAUCCUUCCUACGUUGCUGUUAUGGCUCAAAUCCUGAUGAUGGAAUGUUCUCCAUCCAUUUUGAAGGCUUUCUCGCUGGUGGUGCAAGAAGAACGGCACCGUGCAAUCGACUUCAACGCGUGCGCAAAGACGGCUCAAGGGUCUGGUUCUUCCGUUGCCCUAACUCAAAGUCGAAAAUGA